AUGAAUAAAUCUUCCAUUGAAGGUGAUGAUUUUAUAGUAACUGAUAAAUUUUUGAGUGAUGAAAGUUCGGAAGAGAAUGAAAAAGAACCUCUUGAAAAAAAUAUAUCAGGAGUUAAAAAUACCAACAUUUAUAAAAGUAAGAAAAGCAAGCUACAAAAUGUUUUUUCAAAUAUUUAUGAUACAAAUAAUACUUUAAAUGAGAAACCACAAAAAAUUAUAAAAAAUAUAUCAGAUUAUAUUGGAAAGGAUAUUAAUUCAAAUAAUUUAAACAUUAGUAAUGAAACAGGGAACUGUUUUAAUUUUGAAGACCAUUUAUUUGGUAACAAUAAUUUAAAUAAUGAAAAAGAGGAAAAAAAAAAAAAAAAAAAAGCCAACAAAGUAUGGUAUGAUUCUGAUGAUGAAUUAUAUGAAACAAAUUUUGAGAAUUAUGAGCAAAAUGAAAAUUUUGUAAUAGAAAAUGAAGAAAAUUUAAUUGAAAAUGAAGAAGAAAAUCAAAAUAUAUUUGAAAAAUACAUUGAAAAAGUUAAAAUAGAAAUAUUUCAAGAAAAUGAAAACAAUUCUGUAUCUAAUAUGCAAACUGAUGAUAUUUACAUUUUCGAUGAUAAAGAAAUAAAUAUGCAAAUACAAAAAAGAAGAAAAAGAAAUAAAACAAGUGAAAAUAAUAUAUUUUUAAAAUAUUAUUUACAACAAUUCACUAUAAAUCAAAUAGAUGAAAAAAAAAUUAAACAAAUAGUCACUUUACCAAAAAGUAAUUUAAUACUACCUGUUUACAAUUUAAAUUUGUAUAUGCUUCAAUAUAAAGAUAAGCAAUUAAAUAUUCAGAAGAAAAUAUCAUUUAAUAGAAAAAUUAAAUAUGUAGAAGAAUUUAAUGGAAAUUUAUAUAUUUUAUCGUUUGAUAAUUUUAUUAGAAAUUAUAAUAUAGAAAAAGGAAUCGUGUACAAAAAUAGAAUUCAUUAUGAUAAAUUAACAAUUUCUUUACCAAAAGAAAUAAAAUUUUUUGAUAAUAAUAAUACGGGAGAUAUAGAUAAUUGUAAUUCAAAUUUAUUUUCUAUAUCUUUUAGUAAAAGUGGAAAGAUAAACUUAUAUGAUAAAAGAAGUUUUGAUAUUAUUAAAACAUUUGAGAUGGACCAUAAUUAUAUUGGUAUGCAUUUUCAUCAAAAAAGUAACAGUCUCUUUGCAUUAGAUGAAAAAGGAUAUUUAUAUAACUGGUGUUUAAAUACAAAUAAAUUAGUUAAUAAAUUAAUGGAUAAUUAUUCCGUAUUCCCAUCUUUUUUAAAUAUACAUGAUGAUUACUUAGUCACUUGUUCUUUCAAUGGAUUUCUUAAUUUAUUUAAUAUUAAUAAUUUAAAAAAACCUAUAAAGAGCUUCAAGAAUUUAACACUUAGAAUAAAUAACGCGAUUUUUAAUCCAUCUCAUAAUUGUUUAUUAUAUUACACAAAUUCCUUAAAAAAUGGGAUUAAAUUAAUCGAUUUAAAAACAAAUUAUAUAUAUUGUAACAUACCUUGGUUUAAUUCAAACAUAAAAUAUAAUAUAUAUGCUGCUAAUUUUUUUAAUAAUGGUAAUAAUCUUUGUUUUGCUGUUAAACCUAAUUCUUUUUAUGUCUAUGAUAUUUUUAAUGAAGAUUAA
Molecule: messenger RNA, 1626 nt
Organism: Plasmodium gallinaceum
Lineage: Eukaryota; Apicomplexa; Aconoidasida; Haemosporida; Plasmodiidae
Product: conserved Plasmodium protein, unknown function
Exons: 2
Coding region: 1-1626 (541 amino acids)
Biological process (GO): rRNA processing
Cellular component (GO): small-subunit processome; Pwp2p-containing subcomplex of 90S preribosome
Molecular function (GO): protein binding
Source: RefSeq, a predicted model, not a curated record